AGGAGGUUCUGGAACUGUUUUUGAAAGUCGAUGUUGCUGGAAGGUAAUUUCUACAUUCCUUGUUGAUUAUCUCCACAUCAAUGAGUUUACGGCGUCAUUUUGACCGGAAGAACCAGGAGACCAACACCAUGCAGGACCUGCGGAGCUCGCUCCGGAGUCUGAGCCAGACCAUGCAGGGUUUGCUCGGUCCGCAACCAACGCGACACCAGUUCGGCACGGACCAGACCCCGCCGAGGCUGAGAAUACCAAUUACGACAACCACGCCCUUGCGUGGGAAGAGCGUCGGUAGUUGUAACACUCCGACCAGUGGGCAAAUAAAACCGCUUUCCGCAAAGGACCGCAUGGUGACGAGCACGCCGAAGAGCGGUAAGAGCAGCCCGUUUUUGUUCAUGAACGACAAUUCCGGAGUAGCAGUGCCGUCCUCGUCGAGACAAGUCGCACAACAACCACCUUCACUUUCUGGAAUAAACGCAACAUUUGCCGUUCCCCAGGCCCGAACCGCGAGCGCGCAGUCCGCGUUUACAGCCCGGACGCUGUCGGGAACAACCACGAACUCCGUACUCGGUGCCUCCCGCGGUCCGACGACCAAGGCGCAGGUCCAUCCAGAUGUGCACGUGACCCACGCGGAGGUCCAGGCGUAUCAAAUGUAAAAAUGUCUGGGUCUGGAAGAAUGCAACUUGUGAUGCUGCGUUUGGAUGUCUAAAAAAUUUGUGUUGCAUGAGCACCACAAGGAAACUAAUUUUUGCUGCGCGGAAAAGGCAUUUUUCAUGCGGAAUAGGCAUUGGGAAGCCCUCUACAAAUCUGUGAUGCUAGAUCAUGCAUUAGAGGCAUCAUGGAUCAUACAACAUAUGCAUGACAAGUCUCAGAAUCUUCCAGACCCAGACAUUUUUACAUUUGAUAAGGCGGGCCGGUUGUCGAUGUCCCGGAUACCGCACCACGAACACGUGAAGAAGCGGCACAUCAUUCUCCACGGCGGGCUAUCAAAUGUAAAAAUGUCUGGGUCUGGAAGGUUGGAACUUGUGAUGCUAACUUUGGACUCUAAAAAAAUCUGUAUUGCAUGACCAGCAAUAGGAGCCCAGUUUGUGCUACGCGGGGAGGGCAUUUGUCAUGCGGGAUAGGCAUUAAGAAGGCCUCAAAAAAUAUGUGAUGCCAGAUCAUGCAUUACAGACAUCCUGAGUCAUGUAAAAUAUGCAUAGACAAACCUGGCAACCUUCCAGACCCAGACACUUUUACAUUUGAUACGGGCAAACCCCGGCGAACUCGCCUUCGAAACAAACGAUCGUGAACAAUGCCUCCGGUCCGCCGAGUAAGAGCAGCGUGGCCACGGUGGGAGGAGGCAGUGCAACAGCUUCGGGAGGUGCUUUUUCUGGUCCUCCAGGUGCUGGAAUAGGUGCGAUUGCAGGAGCUGGAUCUAGUACUGUCCGCACCCCACCGUCCUCAGUGACCGCGACGCCGUUCAACACACCGCAACAGUUUAAACCGGUGCAGCUGACCGCGCGGCCGGCGGGGCAGGUGUUGCAGGUCGAGAAGGGGCAUCUGGACCCCCGCCACCCGUUGUCUUCGUCCACAGAGAGCUUCGCUACGGCGAGCAAAUUGGACCGGGCAGCGGCGAACGCGGUGGUGAAUAGCAGCAGUAGUACUACCUCAGGUCCUCUCGUCGUCGGUGCAAACAGCACUGUGACAGCCACAACUACAACGCUAUCCCCAUCCAAACGCUCCUCCUCCGCGGGGCCGGCGAAGAAGGUCAACUUCGCGUCCGGGAUUGAGGGCGGGUUAUCGCAAAUGAGUACUACUGCAUCUUCUUCGAACAUGAUGUCGAAUACUUCUUCCGUCGCCGGAUCUAUGGCCCGAAGUAGUAGUUCGGGCGUGAGCAAGAUGAGAUCGGCGACGAGGAGACUGCUCAAACUCCACCAAGCCCCCCAGUUUUCGGAGAACGCGUCGCCGAAACUCGCCAGAUUCUCCAUGAAGGAGGGCGAGAAGCCGGAGUUGCCGCACGUCUUCCGCUAUCAACUGCAAUUAUGUCUGGUUCUGGAAACUUGUAAUGCUGUGUUGGGAAUAGUGCAUGCGCUGUAAUGCACAGGCAAGCAUGAGUAAUAUCUGCGCUUCUUUGUGUUGCGUUUUUCGCAUGACAUGACAGGCAAAAGGGUCUCUUCUUGGACACGCAUCAUAAACUUGUUGGUCAUGCCAGACAAGCAUGACAAAUGCAAAUCUCGCAAUCUUCCUGACCCAGACACUUUUGCAUUUGAUAUCCGCUCGGAGUCGCCCGCUCUGCGCGACCUGGCGGUGGAGAAAGACAAGCCGCACCCGCACGUGCACACGGCGAGACAACACCUGAAGUCCGCGGUUGCCGCGGUCCGGACGAACAUGCCGGUGAUCCCAAAAAUCGUGUUGCCGGGGCAAAAAAGACCCAUGCCGAAAAGCGGAACGCCCGUGGUGACAACUGCAACCACGCCGACAACGGAUCUGACGGUGAACAACGCGGUGCCGUCCACGACCGAUAUUAACAGUAGAAUGCUGCCGCCGGGGACCACUUCUGCUGGAGUUGCGAAGCACGAGAAGGUAGGAACCCCGGUGAACUUGAACCCGACAACGUCUUCUAGCGGUAUGGCAACUUCUGCUGCAAGUAACACGACAGCUGGCAGACCGCAGCCAAAAGUGCCGGCCUCUCUACUCGUCGCGCCACAAGAAAGCAUGAGUGGCAGCACAAGGACUCAGCUAGAAGUUCCUCCCCCGCUCUCUGCUCGCGGGAACAAGGGCACCACUGCAAAUCCGCCAGUUCCAGAAGUGCCACCAACCAUGAUUCCGGACACGACGAAGAACCUGGCGAACGUCACCCUCGACAACCUCAACGCCCAUAUCGACGACCACUUCACGCACAGUAUCUUCACCAGUGGCGAACUGUCCGGCGACAGCGCCACCGAAUCCGCAACGGCGCUCGCGACAGCGCCGACGGGGCCGUCUUCCGCGCGGUCUGGGUCACUGAUCAUCGACCGGCGCGGGGAAGCAACUGCUGCACCGGGCGGCGGGUAUCUGGCCUCCAAGCCCUUCACGGAAACCAGUCCGCGACGCGUCCCGGUUGGCGAGGGCGAAGAGCAGGCGUUUGGGGAAGUAGAAGCAGAGGAGUUCGUCGAUGUGGAAGAGCAGCAUACCAGUGCGCGAAGGGGACCCGCAGUAGAGCCACAAUCUGCUGCUGCGACAGUACUAGACGCCGCGAACAAUUCGAAACCAGUACAACCACAGCAACAGCCUUUUGUCGCCUCUGUUGCGACCAUUGAUAAUGAGAUGGAUGUUGUUGAAGUUGAGCAGGAACAAGUUGUGGCUGCGUCUGCUGUGUUGAAGAUUCUCGAAGAGGAGAAAGUGCCUACAAAGGAAUUGGAACAAUUUCCAGACGAGGAAGCGGAACUCAGCAGCGUCGCCGGGACCUUGUUACCAGAGGCGGAAGCUAUGAUCGGGGCCGCUGCUGCUACAGGUGCUUCGAAGCAGGCGGUCGUGCUGACUGGAGGUGCGUCCUCGAAGCAGGCCGAAGCCCAGCAGACCAGAGACGGUUUCGUCAGCCAACGAGUCGCAAGCAUCGAGGAAAGCGAGAAGAGGAUGUCAGGGUUUUCACCGGAAAGUAGACCCGCGUCUGCUAGUAAACCUAAACCGGAACAAAGACCCACAUCCGCAGUCACUGCAGCACCCAAAUCUUCUAUUACCGCGCGACAGCAACAAGCCGCGACUGCUCUCGCGAGACAAAAAUCCGGUUCACGGUCCCCGGAGAGUCCGCGGACGCCGCCGCCGACUCGGGCGAAAAACGACGGGAAUAAUAAUGCGGAUUUAUCCGCCCGGUCCCGCACCCCGCCGUUUUCCUCCCAACAGAUCCAGCCCUCGCCGAUUCAGCAAUUUGACACCCGAAUCGUGGACGCCAUCCACGAAAUCGGGGAGAAACUGAGCCAGAGCAUCCGCGAGACCGUCGCACAGAGCGGGUUCUCCUCCCCGGCAGCCGGGGCCAGGAUGAUGCAGCGGGGGGACCAGGAUCUUCAAACGGCUACUUCUAUCACUGCAACCGGCGGCGCCACGCAGGUGCAGCUCGGCGGACUGAGUCCGACGCAGCGCAGGUUACUGUCUCCGGGGGCGGUGAUUGUCCUGCAAGAACCGAUAAGGGAGGUGAUUGGGGCGGAGGAGGAAGUGUUGCGGCAGGAAGUUCUUAGUACUGGCGGUGGCCUACCUACGGCCUCGUCCACAGCAGGAACUACACUUCUACGGGAGUCCCAGGAACAAUUCUACACGCCGCAAAAUGUCAGCGCAGCGUCGUCCACCGAGUUUGCGGCCAACGAACUCGCCGGUGCUAUCGCGGCCGGAACUUCCCCAAGUCCUCCGACAAGGAUGAACAAUAAGGUGCUCGCGGAGAAACAACCUCCGAUCCAGGCCAGUAGUGGCACCAGCACGCCGACCAGAACGAUGAAUAAAGCUCUCAACCGAGCGCGAACCACGCCUCCAUAUGCCACGAUACCGGAGGAGGAGUUGGAGAAAAUGAAAGAUCAAGAUGACCGGCGCCCAGACUCCCUGUCCCGUUCGCCCCGUACUAGAGGUCGGGGGUCCACCAUCGAGGAGAGAGACGAGGCGAUUCAGACGUCGAUUAUCCGGGAAGACCGCAGCGGCAGCCGCAGUCGGCGGCCCAGCAACGAGGAGGUCUCGGUUUCCAUUUCCGCCCGCCAGCACGGUGUGUCCGUGGCGUCGGACUCCGUCCGGGUUGCGGGCGCUUAUUCGCCGAAGCGGAUUCCGGAAGACGACCCGGACCUGCUGGAGUUGAAGGCCUUGUGGAACAGUUCGUUCCAGAACUCGCCGAGAUUCAAAAAGAAGAUCCUCCACUCGGACGAACGUUCGGUGCAUCGAUUGUACUCCCCAAGCUCCGACCGGUCCCGGUCACAUUCGUUGAGCUUGAAUUUGGGUCCCGGGAUGUCGGGCCCACCACCUGGUACUAGUAUGUAGUGAGGUCACCGAACGGUUCUAACCGGGGAGUUUUUUUGCCAUGUCCCGUGAAAAACGGCCGGCAGUUUCCAAGCGGGCGGAAGCGUUUUUGGACAUAAAAAAUUUGCAAUUAUCAAGCGGCCGGGGCUCUGCCAUCAAACAAGCCCGGUCGAAAACUAUCGAUUCGCACUUGAUAAAACGACGCAGGGGAGCCGGCAAAAGGGGCGCCCUUCUGAGGCGCCCACCCCCUUGGUUUCUGGCGAUUUGGGGCGUCCAAAAAGGGGCGCGCAAAAAACGCGCCCAAAAUCAGAACAGCGAAACAGCAUGGCACGGCCGCGAUUUCGGAGUAUUUUGGGCGGCCGCGAAAGCGGCCGCCUUUUCGCCGGUUUCAGAGCCUGGGAAGCUUUGCAAAAAGCGCCGGCGUGAAAAAUAAAAACGGGAAAAAGAAAAAGCGGCCCGCGCGCGCAAAGCCAAUCCGCAUGCUAUGGGCCCGAUUUUCCUUCGCUUUUUGGGCGCCCCCCGUGGCACCUGGAUCGGCCCCAUAGCAUGGGGGCUGGCUUUCGGUAAGGAAUUUCGGGAAUUUGCCAAAAUUUGCGACGUUUCCCAAGUGGCCGCCAUACCGUGCGGCAUAACGCUACUCGCGGUGGUAUGGCGAGCCCAUAAAAAGCAAAGCCGCGGCCAAGGCUGCGGUCGGCAAAAAAACGCCCACGACCUCACUACCCCCGCCCCGGCGGCUAUAUUUGGUAGUACAACUGGAGCUCCUGCAUCCUCGAGGACGCGGAAUAAGGGUCGUGGAAAGAGCAGGGGAGGAGGGGGAACGAAUACGAUGCGAAGUUCCCUGCAAAACCGGUCGUUGUUCCCAGCCAAUGUGUCGCGGAUCGACCAGGAUCAGAGUUUGAUGGAGGUGGACCAAACGCUGAUCGACCAACUGAACACCAGUAAUGUCAAGGGCACAGCCAGCAAUCCGGGAGGCUCCUCGACCCCGGCGGAUGACAGUGUUUCGAUACCGAGUAGCACGAAAAGGACCAGUCCGGGUGGAGUAGCUCCUGGCGCGAAUGUUGGAGAAGGCGGGUCGCCUUUGGAAAAUUAUAGCAAUUCCGUCGGGACGAGCAAAAUGUCCUCGCCGGGAAGUGGGGAUGUGAAUAUGACGACGGUAAUCUACUUGUCCUUGUGACUCUAUCUGUAGUACUGCUUUACUUUUUUGUUGGUGUUUUUCUUCCUUCACGCACAAACAGUAGGCCGCUGUGUCAACAUAACUCAUUGAGAAUGAGUUAUAUAGAAAUGGUCGUUCAACAGUACGACCAAGAAGCCUGAAAUUUAUCACGACCACCUCAUCCAUCUUGCACAACUCCACAGCUUGUUCCCGGCGGCUCCUCGCCAAAAGUCCGGGAGCCCGUUUCCAGCCGGGGGAACCGGUACACGAAAAAAGUGAAGGAGGACGACCCGGAUCUGCUCGCGUUGAAGCAGAUGUGGACGCCGUUCCAGAUCCGUCCACUCGCCGCCAACCGCGGCGCCAGCCAGGACCGCGUGGUGGUGACGCACGGCGAUUCGCCCUACAAAAACACCACGCGGUCCCGAACCCAGUCCGGCUCGCCGAGUCGGAAGCGGCGGAACAGCGCCAACGGGGAUGUGCUGCCGUGGAGUCAGCAGGGGAUAACUUCCGCGGGUGGUGGUGUCGGAACUGGCGUUGUUCUUGCGCCUGCACCAGCGGUUGUUUCAGAACAUCAAAACCCAAACGAAGAAAUAAAAAGUGCGGGGGAAGGUGGCCCUGCUCUGCCGAAAGACAGCAACGAUGGUCCGGGGUUCGUGUUUUACAAGGAACAAAACACCAGUCUACUCGUUGAAGAUGAAGAUGAUCCGCCGGUCCUUGAACUCCCGAUUCCAGCAGCGCAGGAGGAAAGCAGCAGCAUGAUGAUCAAUCAAAGUGUCCUAAAACUUGACAAAGUUGUUGUUGCAAAACAACAAGAAAUAAAACGUCGAACGGGAGCAGAUGCAGGAGACCAGGACGUUUCUUCAAGAGUAGAACUUGAAAUAGUAACCGAGUCAAGAAACACAAACAGUAGCAAGGAGCUGAGCGGCAUGGUGACGCCGCAGAUGAUCGAGUCCAUGUUCUCGUCCUCCAAAAACAGCAACUUUUUUGACAGCACCGGAGGACCGCAACAGCCGCUGAAAAAGCUAAUCCCGGAGCAGGUGGUGGAGAGAUUGCGGUCCCGCGCGAUAGCUCUGAAGGCACAGCAAAUGAAAGAGAGCAGUGUGGUUCCUCCUGGUGGUGGUAAUUCUGCUAGUACGGAAACAGCUACGAAUUAUGUCGGUGCGGCACAACAAGCUGCAUCGUCCACUUCUCUACUUUCAACAUCCGAGCAGCCUGGAGUCGUGCACGCAAACUCGGCGUCUGCGCAGCUUGCAGCUGGAGGUCCUGGCGCGCUGCACCAGAAUAAGGGUUCUCGCCCUUUAUCCCGCACUUCUUCUCGCGGCCGCGGGAUUGCCCCCGGUACUACGCGAAUUGCAAGCGGGCUGAGUCAAUCGAUGGUUUUUUCCGGCACAUCGACAAGCACGUCGAUCAACCGCACAAACUCCGCCGGCAAGAGCGCGUUUGGUGCGCAGCGAAGCAACAGCACUGCAAACAGCCGCGGUAGACUGCAGCACCAAACUGGUGGCUUCAGCCGCAGCAGCGCUGGCGACUACGUCGUGCCUGCAAAUUCCUUUGCCGCCAGCCGGGAGCGGGAGGCCGCACAGUCAACGAUCAGUUUGCUGGGGGGAAACGCGAGCUUCAAAGCCGGGGUACGACGCUCCUCUUCUGUCAACGCACUAAGUGGGCGAGGAGUUGCAGCUGGACCGGCCCAGCAGCAGCACGUAGCUGUCGGCGCAAGUAGACCUAGUACAGGUCACACCGUCGAAGAGGUCCGUCGGCGAAAGGGCGGCGCGCCGUAUCGUGUGCCGAGUCCGGGGAAGGGUGGACCUUCAAAUAGGAACAGCAACGGUGCGAGAAACGGGAAUAUCAACAGAAUGUCAAGCGGGCCCAGUCAACAUCACGCAUACCAGCCACCGACUCGCGUCGUUAGCGUCAACAUGCCAUCGGUUGCCACAACAACUGGCCCACCUUCGAAUUUGCGACAAGUAGCAGGAUGCACAGUUACUUCUUCCGCAAGCUGCCAACCUAAGAUCCCCGCAGUUGCAGCAGAAGAUGCGGCACUAGGAUCGUCCAGCAACCCGAACGGCUCCCUCGUAGUUGUCCACCCGCAUAAAAACAACUCAUCUGCUUCUGCGCCCUCGGCCACAACCCCGGGCGCUCCGAGCACAAAACGACCCAGUCCUCUGACCAGCUCGAAGCGGGCCAGCCCUUUAACAAGUUCGAAGCGCCCCAGCCCGCUGCAGCAGCAAGACAGUACCAGGUCGCACUUGCUCAAGCUUGCGCACCAGAGGAGGCAAGGGUCUAUGACUUUGUCGGAAAUCCGGCAGAUCAAAAGCAGGAGCAAGCAGGGGGUAAUAUAUAAAAAUGAUCGCUUUUUUUUUUAUUUUUAGACGUCAGCUUUUUUUCGGAUGCAGAAGUCCCUCCGCAGCAGUACUUGUUACACUCUUCCUCUUGAUGAUUAUGAUUAUGAUGAUUGGCCAGAUGUUGAACGUUCUAUCUCAAAAACGGAACAUCAGCCGACCGCCUCCGAGGUUCGGCACCAACAUGCGAAAGAGAGACGAGAAGCGAUGGAGGCGGCACAGGAGGAGGUUUUGCGACAGAAGGAGCUGCGCAGGGAGAAUAAGGAAAUGCUGGAACGAAGGUAGGGUGAGUUUGGUCAUUCAAGUCAUCGAGGAAUAUCGCUAUUGUCAGCUACUGCCCUCACUUUCUGACUAGUUUCGUGACAAAGACUACAGAGGGUACUUGUCAACUAUCCCACUACCAUUCGUUUCUUUUUCACGAAACAAUCGGAAUAAAUCGGCUAAAGCAAAGAAACAAUCGUAUCACAGUGUCUUCGAACAAGAGCCAUCGUUUACCUUUUCCCGCACGGAGACGCAAAGCAUGUCAAACCUCACCGGCUUUGACGCGGACCAGUUGCAAAUGAAUUCCAGUCGGGUGGAAGUGGUGCCAAAGAAGGACUUCUUUCCAUGGACGUGCAAGAGCCAGGUGCGUUUUUGAUUUGAAGAUGGCGUCGCGAAUUCUUGGUAGAGCAACAUGUUGUCAUAAGGCGACUCGACGAAAGAUCGAAAUGAAAUAUCAAAAUUAUGGAUAAACAGGACGGCAGCGCAGCGGUAUCGCCAAAUGAGUAAAGGGCCCGCCGAUGACAGAGGUUCGGUGGAGGAACGGCUCUUCAAGCUUGAGUAGAAGAUGCAGGGAAAUCAUUCUCACAUUGAACUUCUUUUUUUCUUGUUGGUCACACAACAUUUUCGAGGUAAGAAGCGAAAAAUCGGAAGCAUGGAAAGUUCCGGAAAAUCCAUUUACAGUAGGUACAGAAUAAACAGAUGUAAAACCUGAGCUUCUUCUUGCUACAUCAAGAUCAGAGAGACACCAAUGUACUAAGGUCAGUGCGCGUUUCGCCUUUGACAGUAUCCUCUUAUUUUUAUAACCACCAGGGUAUGUUGCUACACUAUUCAUUCAACGAGAGAUAUUACCGAAAAAUGAGAAUACAGAGACAGAGACUUGAUAACUUUGCGGUUUCUACCACUAUUUGAAAAUUUAAUAAAGUUUGAGCUUGAUAUUAAUUCCGAGGCGUUUUUCUUUAUUCAAUGCGAACUUUUUUACCGCGUUUUUUUCCUCUUUCAGCACCCAAUGACGCAUUUCGGCACCUAAUGACAGAUAUUCUUCGUUUCAGUUCUUCUUCUUUCAACCUGUCACAAUUUCGUCCGAGAGCUUCUAUCUUUGUCGUGAACUUCGUUUCUUUUCUUGAUAAACCAAAAGCAGCUUCAUCAUCAAAUGCCAAACAAGGGAUGACCGACGAAAUGUAGUCGUUGCCAGUACAAGACUGCUAAUGCAACAAGCAGUAGCGAACUAGAACUCAAAUUUAUGAAUGAAAGUGUUAGACCGAGAAAAC
Amoebophrya sp. A120 is the source of this 9971-nucleotide messenger RNA. The record is from the annotation of a GenBank genome assembly. NCBI's taxonomy places the organism in Eukaryota, Dinophyceae, Syndiniales, Amoebophryaceae.